Messenger RNA from Rhodotorula graminis WP1, 1042 nucleotides. RefSeq lists its product as uncharacterized. The record is from RefSeq and is a predicted model, not a curated record. Gene Ontology annotation, cellular component: cytoplasm. Gene Ontology annotation, molecular function: GTP binding; zinc ion binding; GTP cyclohydrolase I activity. The transcript has 5 exons. Gene Ontology annotation, biological process: tetrahydrofolate biosynthetic process; tetrahydrobiopterin biosynthetic process. The coding region runs from base 1 to 723 and encodes 240 amino acids. NCBI's taxonomy places the organism in Eukaryota, Fungi, Basidiomycota, Microbotryomycetes, Sporidiobolales, Sporidiobolaceae.
AUGGCCGCCGGCUCCUUCUCGUCGUCCUCCCAGGGCGGCCACUUUGAGCCGUUCGUCGGCUCGCGAGUCGGCAGCCCAAUCCCGGACAAGCACGGUCUCGGCUGGCCAGGCAAGGGCACGCUCGCCCGCCUCGAGUCGACCGCCGACGAGAAGCUCGCCCGCGAGAAGAAGCUCGCCGACGCCGUCAAGACGGUCCUCGAGUGCAUCGGCGAGGACCCGGAGCGCGACGGCUUGAUCAAGACGCCCGAGCGGUACGCCAAGGCGCUCCUGUGGAUGACCAAGGGCUACGAGGAGCGCUUGCCCGACGUGAUUGGCAACGCCAUCUUUGCCGAGGACCACGAGGAGAUGGUCAUCGUGCGCGACAUCGACAUCUUCUCCCUGUGCGAGCACCACAUGGUCCCCUUCCACGGCAAGGUCUCGAUCGGCUACAUCCCGAACAAGUUCGUCCUCGGCCUGUCCAAACUGGCGCGCAUCGCCGAGACGUUCUCGCGACGACUGCAGGUGCAGGAGCGCCUCACGAAGCAGAUCGCGACCGCCAUCGACGAGGCGAUCCGGCCCAUGGGCGUCGCCGUCGUGAUCGAGGCGACGCACCAGUGCAUGACGAUGCGGGGCGUGCAGAAGCCCGGCGCGUCAACGAUCACGUCGUCCAUGCUCGGCGCGUUCCGCCGCAGCGACAAGACACGCGCCGAGUUCAUGUCGCUCAUCCGCUCCCACCAGCGAUGAUGCUCGUCAGCCGCCAUGCUCGUCAACCGAGCGUCGCCCUCUCGCCAGCACACCUCGCAACUUUGACCCGCAUCCCUCGCACCACUCGCCCGCAUCCCUUCCUCCCCCUUUCCUCGAUACCUCGAGCGGUCCCUGGCCUUCAACGCGGCCCGACCUGCUCCCUGCACCUUUGCGAUACCCCUCUCUCCUCCUCCUCCUCCUCAACGAGCUGUCCAACCUUGGUUUAUGUGCCCUCUCUCUCCCACUCUCUGCGCCGGCCGGCGACCUCGUCUCCCUCAUCUCCUUGCGUAGUGCCUUGUACCUUCAACAGUGACUCGCC